AUGACACAUGUUCGAAAAUACGGAGCUAAACGUUAUAGAAGAAGACAUAUUCGAAAAUACGGAGCUAAACGUUAUAGAAGAAGACAUGCUCGAAAGUAUCACCAUAAACAUAGUCAUGGCUACAAACAUGUACAUAAGCGUGUUCGCGUUCACAGACACACACACAGACAUAAACACGUCUUCAGUCGUCAUCAUAGACACAGACAUGGCUACAAAUAUGGACAUAGGCGUGUUCAUGUGCACAGACCUACACGUAGACACAAACUUAUUUUGGGACAUGGACAUGGACACAGAUACGGACAUAUACAUUUACACAAUCACCGAGGAAUACACAAACAUAUUCACAGACAUAACGUCGUACAAAAGGUACAUAGGCAUGUACACAGACAUCGAGUUCUACAUGGGCAUGUUCACAAGCAUCGUGUUUUGCAUCGGCAUGUUCACAGGCAUCGCGUUCUACAUCGACAUCUUCACAGGCACCGUGUUUUACAUAAGCAUGUUCAUAGACAUAGCGUUUUACAUGGACAUUUACACAGGCACCUCGUUCGACAUGUACACGUUCACCGGCAUAAAGUUUUACAUGGCCAUGUUCACAAGCAUCUCGUUCUACAUAAGCAUUACCACAGGCAUAAUGUUCUACAUAAACAUGUUCACAGGCAUAAUGUUCUACAUAAACAUGUGCACAAGCAUCGCGUUCUACAUAAACAUGUUCAUAAACAUAGAGUUUUACACUCACAUGUUCACAAGCACCUUGUUCUACAUAAACAUGUGCACAACCAUCGUGUUUUACACUCACAUGUUCACAAGCAUCGCGUUCUACAUAAACAUGUUCACAAGCAUCGCGUUCUACAUAAACAUGUACACAAUCAUCGUGUUUUACACUCACAUGUUCAUAAGCAUCGCGUUCUACAUAAACAUGUGCACAACCAUCGCGUUUUACACUCACAUGUUCACAAGCAUCGCGUUCUUCAUAAACAUGUGCACAACCAUCGUGUAUUACACUCACAUGUUCACAAACAUCACGUUCUACAUACACAUGAACAUAAACACAAUGUUUUACACAAACAUGUUCACAAACAUCACGUUCUACACAAACAUGUUCAUAAACAUCACGUUGAACACACACAUGUUCAUAAGCAUCAUGUUCUACAUAAGCAUGUUCACAAACAUCACGUUGAACACAUACAUGUUCACAAGCAUCAUGUUCUGCAUAAGCAUGUUCACAAACAUCACGUUGAACACACACAUGUUCACAAGCAUCAUGUUCUACAUAAGCAUGUUCACAAACACAACGUUGAACAUAGGCAUGUUCACAGACAUCAAGUUGUACACAGACAUGUUCACAGACAUCAAGUUGUACACAGACAUGUUCACAGACAUCAAGUUGUGCAUAGACAUGUUCACAAACACAACGUUGUACACAAGCAUGUACAUAAACACAACGUUGUACACAAGCAUGUUCACAGACAUCAAGUUGUACACCGUCAUGUUCACAGACAUCAAGUUGUACAUAUUCAUGUUCACAGACAUGUUGUUGCCCAUACGCAUAUCCACAGACACCAAGCUGCUGUACAUAACCAUGUCCACACACACAUUUUUGAGGGAAACUUCAAUGAUGAUGGAUCAGGAUUCGAUUUGAGAAUAAGACAUGGCAUUAUCUACUAUGGAGGAAACACAUACCGUCUGAGAGGUAGUCGACGCAGAUUUAUGAGACUUUGGCAGGAAUGUCUUGAACUAUACGGUGACGACAACGAAUGUUUUGUGCAGUUAGGAAACCAACAUUUAUAUUCGAGUAUCCAAGGUAAUCCUAGAUCUUCGUUGCCUUCUGAUCUAAAUAAUGUCAACGACAUUGCGCAGUCUACAGAUAGUGACUUCAACGACUUUGUAGAUAAUGGUAAUGAUGGCGCUGUUCCCUUUGCAGAUGCUUAUGUCGACAACAUAGCGAAGACUGCACAUGGCCAUGCUAAUUAUAAGGAAGUAGCUCAAAUUGCCGAUGAUCAUGUAAACGACGUUGCUAAGAUUGCCGAUGAUCAUGUCAACGAUUUUAAAAAGACCGCAGAUGACCAUGUCAACGAUAUUGCACAGACCGCAAAUGAUCAUGUCAACGAUAUUGCACAGACUGCACAUGACCAUGUCAACGAUAUCGAUGAUGUAGCAAACAGCCAUGUUGGACGAGUAAAAGGAGUUGCAAAAAAACACCUUUAUGGUUUAAACAAAGCAAUUGGUAAACACAUCCAAACUUUGAAAGAAGUUUCAAAUAAACACAUUUCAAAACUUCAUAACCACGCUAAAUUACACCUCUUGGCGUCUGCACUUCAACGCAAAAAACAAAUCAGAGAACGCGAAUACCAAUACAAACGGCACUUGAGUGAAAAGGAAGAUGUAAACAUACAGCAUGAAAAUGCAAUCAACAGCAAAGUAUCAUACGAUGGUCCAGUUUAUAAUGACAAGGACAAAGGAAACUAUAAUGAAAAAGUUGCAGUGGUGUCAAACAAUAAUAACAGUUAUAAUAAAAAAGCGCCAGUAUCAUCUAACGAAGGAUAUUAUAAUGAAGGAGAUGCAUACUGAUACAAAGUAGUAAUCUGAAAUAUUUAAAAGGCGAGGAUGAGGUGAU
Molecule: messenger RNA, 2614 nt
Organism: Mytilus trossulus (common blue mussel)
Lineage: Eukaryota; Metazoa; Mollusca; Bivalvia; Mytilida; Mytilidae
Exons: 4
Coding region: 1-2568 (855 amino acids)
Source: RefSeq, a predicted model, not a curated record